UUGCAGAUUGAACAACGUACAAUUGGAGGAACAACAAAACGGCGCUAUUGGUUCGCGGUUGCUGAAGAUUCACCUUAUUUAUAUUGGUAUAAAAAUAAAGGAGAUGUGAAAUGUUUGGGUCGACUUUGUCUAUCUGGUGCAGCAUUUACUUUCGAUCCUCGUGAGACUGGUCGUUUUGAAAUUCAUGUUGGUGACGAAGAACAUAUUUUGGAGACAAAUGAUAAUAAAUCACGUAUUCAAUGGCUUCAGCAGUUGCAAAAAAAUCGUCGUCAUCAUUUCGAUAAAAAUGAUAGUUGUGCGUUGAAUAUUGAGAUUGUUUCUUUGUCGUCACAUUCCUUGACUGAUGAAAAUAGUCAAGAAAAUGCACCGGGUUCGCCUAAUAUUGAGUCCGCAGAAGAUGUUGCGCAUAAUUCACCGGACAAUCAAUCGUUGGGCAAUGAGUCUGUCGAAACUCAGUCACAAUUUUAUUUGGACUGUGAAGGCGAACUCAAUGAUAAAAGUCUUGAAAUGCCUUUAUCUGAUGGUUCUGGUAUUGAUUUGUUGCGAAGUAUCGAAGCUUUCCUAGAGAAAAUUGUCGAUGAAACUCAUACCAAAGGUAAAAAUUUGGAAGAACCGGCCAAGAGAGUAUUUGGAAAAGCAAAAGCAUCAUUAGGGUCACUCACUCAUAGCUCUUCUGGAAAACAAUCGUGUGCUCAGUGUAAGGCUCUCAUCGAGAUAAUAAAUAAUUUGAAAGAGCGUUGUUAUGAAUUAACUGACGAAUUGAUUGCUAAUCGAGAGUUGGGAUCAGUUUUACGCCAAAAUGUUCUCAGAGCUAAUCGUCAAAUUGACACGCUAAAACGAUUAACAGAGUUGAAAGAUUCUUCUGAUCGAAUUGAUUUUAUCCUCGAACGAGAAUGUCUUCUAACAGCCGCACAAAUGAAUUCUGUUAUGUAUAGUAGACAAGUAGAGACAUUGAAACAACAAAAUAGGAAAUUAGACGAACAAAACGAAGCAUUGCGAAUAGAGAUUGAAGCAUUUCGUGAAUCAGUUAGAUCAAAAGAAGCGUUGAUCGUAAAAAUGUGUGAAGAAGGCACAAAACUUGUUCCGGAAGGAAUUCUCAUUGAUUCUGCUGGGAUGAAGUGUGAUGAAAGCAUGAAGCGCAUAUUUGAUGAAGCUUCUGUAUGUGACAUUAAUGAAAUGCGUGAUCUAGUUGAAGGUUAUAGAAAGCAAAAUAUGUUUUUGAAUCAAGAAGUUUUGGAUUUACAAAAAGUGAUUAAAUUAUUGGAGGAACGUGAAAAACGUGCUGUGCGACGAAAUUUUGACAUCGAAGCUUGUUACUAUCAAAUGAAGAGCCGAUACAUAACUGUUUUGAAUCAUUUUAAAACUGAAAAUGCGAAUAAUCAUGUUCUUGAACCUGGAGUUAUUGAAGCACUAAUUGAUGAAACAGAUUUUGCGACAAAUAAUCGGGUGCCUGGUCGAAGCACCAAUGAAAUUCGGUUGACCGAUUCUCUUGGGUUUUAUUUAACUGAUGCAAAAAAACGGCCACUUUUACAAUCUGGUGAUGUUUUGGAUCUUGCUGCUGAAUUAAAAAGUAUGAGCGACCAAAUAAUCGGUCGUCGUGACAUGGAAAGAAGCCCGCAAUAUAUAGAUUGGUUAUUGAAAUGGGACAGCUUUUUGGUUAAUAAUGUUAGUCGACCACUAAAACCAAGUUCAGAAUUGAAAUCGUUGAUUAGGAAUGGUGUGCCGAAAACGUAUCGGAAGCGAGUUUGGAAAAGGCUAAUAUUUUUUGCACUCCUGGUCAUGCAUCUUGUUGGGGACCAGAAAUCUGAUUUGGGUAAUGGGUAUUUCGAAUUGUUGCUGCGUAAAGCACGGCGCAUGGAAGAACGGGAGGAAUAUGAUGGGGCUAUGAAACAGAUCGAACUUGAUUUGAGUCGAACCUUGCCAACGAACAAAUAUUUUGAUGAGCCUACUUCAGAAAAGAUUGGUGUUCUUCGAAAAGUUCUAUUUGCAUAUCGCUUUCACAAUAAAACUGUGGGGUAUUGUCAGGGAUUGAAUCGUUUAGCAGCUAUCGCUCUUUUAUUUUUGGAUGAUUGUGAUGCUUUUUGGUUUUUGGUAGCAUGUGUAGAAUAUUUACAGCCACCAGAUUACUACACUCCCUCAUUAUCUUGUGCUGUUGCUGAUCAAAAGGUGCUUCGAGAUUUGGUUGGCGAAAAACUGCCAAGGUUAUCAAGUCACCUAAAAAAACUUGAAGUCGAUUUAUCAGCGUUCACUUUGAGUUGGUUUCUUACAUGCUUUGUUGAUGUUUUGCCUCAAACAAUUUAUCUGCCAAUUUUCGAUGUAUUUUUAUAUGAAGGAAAUAAGGUACUUUUUCGUUUUGCACUAGCUAUAUUAAAACUGGCUGAAUCUGUCAUUCUUGAAUGUAAAACAAUCGGUGCUGUGCAUGCCUCAUUGAGUAAUAUUGCUCAGUACGUCGAUGAUUUUAGAUCACUGGCAGAGGUCGCUUUUAACGGUUUAAGCUCAUUUCCAAUGAAAGGAAUCGAAGCGAAAAGGCAAUUUUAUAUCAGUCAGGUUAAAUUUUAG
Dracunculus medinensis (Guinea worm) is the source of this 2559-nucleotide messenger RNA. The record is from the annotation of a GenBank genome assembly. NCBI's taxonomy places the organism in Eukaryota, Metazoa, Nematoda, Chromadorea, Rhabditida, Dracunculidae.